UCCUAUAUUAUUAGUUCACACAAACAGAAGAUAAGCCUUGUAGAACCUCCUAAAAAAUGAAGUUUACGACCUUCCUCUCUCUGUUUCUACUUUGUGCCUUCACCUCGAAGCUUCCUUCAGCCAGCGCUGUUGUGGUGGACACUGAAGGUAAACGUCUUCGAAAUGGUGGCAUAUACGGUCUGAGGCCAGUUAUAAUAACUGGCAACGGAGGUGGAGUAGAAUAUGCAGCAACCGGAAACGAAACUUGUCCUUUGUCCGUUGUCCAAAAUCCCAAUCCUUUCUCUCUCGGCUUCCCGGUACAAAUUUCAACCCCACCUAGACUCUAUUAUAUAGACGAAGGCGCUAAUUUGAUCUUAGAGUUCAUUGCUCCGCCUCGGUGUGCUCCCACUCCGUCUCUGUGGACUGCUGUGAAGGCUGAGGAAGAGGAACUCCCUGUUAAACUUAGAGGAUACGACAACAUAGUAAAAGGUUGGUUUAAGAUUCAGAGUGUUCCUGUUGACAUUGGGGGCUACAACAUCUUGUUCUGUCCUCUCGAUAGUACUUCAUGUGGCUAUGUUGGGAUUCAGUUUGAUGAUGCUAGAAACAGGCAUUUGGUGGUCACCCAGAAAGCGGACACAGCCUUAUGGGUUCGGUUUGAAAGACUUUCGCCGGCAUCAUCUGCAACUGAUCUCCAUGAACCAUCUCUGCUCCUAAAAAGUCAUGUAUCUACUCAGUGACAAACAUAAUCUAUGCGCUAACUAAAUGCGUUGUAAUAAAUCGUCGCAUGGCUCAAUAUAAUAAGAUUCUACUAUCUUAAAAAAAAAAAA
Molecule: messenger RNA, 806 nt
Organism: Vigna radiata var. radiata (mung bean)
Lineage: Eukaryota; Viridiplantae; Streptophyta; Magnoliopsida; Fabales; Fabaceae
Product: factor Xa inhibitor BuXI-like
Exons: 1
Coding region: 57-716 (219 amino acids)
Molecular function (GO): endopeptidase inhibitor activity
Source: RefSeq, a predicted model, not a curated record